Molecule: messenger RNA, 1206 nt
Organism: Dromiciops gliroides (monito del monte)
Lineage: Eukaryota; Metazoa; Chordata; Mammalia; Microbiotheria; Microbiotheriidae
Product: 60S ribosomal protein L18a-like
Exons: 1
Coding region: 78-605 (175 amino acids)
Biological process (GO): translation
Cellular component (GO): cytosolic large ribosomal subunit; ribosome
Molecular function (GO): structural constituent of ribosome
Source: RefSeq, a predicted model, not a curated record
GGGGAACAGCCAGUUAAAAAGCACGGAAUUGGCAUUACUUCCUUUUGUGGGUUGGUGGGGAUUGAGGUGGCAGCACCAUGAAGGCCUCGGGCACCCUGAGAGAGUAUAAAUUAGUUGCAAGAUGCCUGCCUACUCCCAAAAGUCCAGUGCCACCUCUUUAUCAAAUGCAGAUCUUUGCCCCUAAUCAUGUUGUAGCAAAGUCCCGAUUCUGGUACUUUGUUUCCCAACUGAAAAAGAUGAAGUCUUCUGGAGAAAUUGUGUACUGUGGACAGGUCUUUGAAAAGACCCCUCUUCGGGUGAAAAACUUUGGCAUCUGGCUGCGCUACGAUUCCAGGAGUGGGACCCACAACAUGUACAGGGAGUACAGGGAUCUGACCACUGCUGGUGCUGUCACUCAGUGCUACCGAGAUAUGGGGGCCCAUCACCGUUCCAGGGCCCACUCCAUCCAGAUUAUGAAAGUGGAAGAAAUUCCUGCCAGCAAGUGCUGCCGGCCUGCAGUCAAGCAGUUCCAUGACUCCAAAAUCAAGUUCCCGCUGCCCCACAGAGUCCUGCCUCGCCAGCACAAGCCAUGCUUCACUACCAAGAGGCCCAACACCUUCUUCUAAGUGCAAAGAUAAGGAGGCCCAUGUUGCAUUCGUCUGUUUAAAUAAAUCUCCCAAUUGGAAAAAAAUUCAAAAAUUAAAAGCAGGGAAUCAGGAGAGGCAGCAACACUAAGGAGGUCAGUUUUCUAGAUCAGAGAACAUAGAGGACAAUAAGGUGUAAGAUGACUGGAAAUGGAGGAAGGGGACAGGUUGUGAAAGUCUUGAAAAGCCAAACAAUUUUUUAUUUGAUUCAGAAGGUAAUUACAAUUUGUUGUUGUGGUGGUGGUGGUGGUUGUUUGUCCUUUGUGCUCUAUGAGGACCAUGACAUCAGGAGGAUUUAAGUGAGGGAGGACUGUGAAAAGUCACUGGCCUCACUCUUUCUUCCAGAGCCAUCUGGGUCCACUGGCAAGACAUUUAUCAGUAUGAGUAGAGAUGGCUCCCAGAUGUUUAAGGCAACUGGGAUUGAGUGACUUGCCCAGGGUCACACAGAAUCAUUGAAUGAUGAGGUGAGAAGCCAGACUACAGAGUUAAAAAAGUGAAAAGAAGUAGAAGAAUGGGAGGAAAGUUAUGGGGUGACAGCUAGUGGGGAUGGGAAGAUUAAAUGAGAGGUCUUUCUGAGGCUCGG